Molecule: messenger RNA, 1101 nt
Organism: Olea europaea var. sylvestris
Lineage: Eukaryota; Viridiplantae; Streptophyta; Magnoliopsida; Lamiales; Oleaceae
Product: WD repeat-containing protein 43
Exons: 7
Coding region: 138-911 (257 amino acids)
Source: RefSeq, a predicted model, not a curated record
AACCCCAUAACAUAAACCCUAAAUCGUCUUCCCAAUCCAUCAAUUCCUCCACAAAACCAGAGGCCCAGCAUCUUCGAACUUUCUUCAUUCUUCAGAGAAGUCUAAAAUAGAAACAGGUAACUAUUGUUGCAAGGGAAAUGGCGAAGAAGAAUAAAUCUUCGAAAAGAAAAGCUAGAGAUGGUGAUGUAUCCAAAGCUGAUGGAUUUACUUCUGAGAUUUCUGGUAAAAGUCUUGGAGAUCAUAUAGAUGGAGUUCGUGUCGACAAUGAUUUGAAUGAGCCGACCAUGGGUGAGAAGCUUGCAAGCCUAAACUUGACAGAAAUCAGAGAACCCAAAAGCCGUGAAAAUGUUGAGUUUUCUUCUCCAACAAAGCCACCUAGUGCGGACUCCGUUCAUAUUUUGCUUAAGCAAGCUUUACGAGCUGAUGAUCGAGCACUUCUAAUAGAUUGCCUGUUCAGACAAGAUGAGAAGGUAAUAUCAAAUUCAGUGUCGUUGUUGAAUCCAUCUGAUGUUCUCAAGUUUCUACAGUCUCUCAUAUCAAUAAUCCAAUUGAGGGGUGCUGUACUGGCUUGUGCUCUUCCAUGGCUUAGAAGUUUAUUACUUCAACAUGCUGGUGGAAUAAUGUCUCAAGAGUCUUCUUUGGUUGCCCUUAACUCUUUAUAUCAGCUUAUAGAAUCUAGAGUCUCAACUUUUAACCACGCUCUUCAAUUAUCAAGUUGCUUGGACUUGCUUUAUGCAGAGACUGUUGAUGAUGAAGAGGAAGAUAAUAGUAAGGUAACACCGAUCAUAUAUGAAGACAACGAUGAGAGUGGCGAUGAGGGAUCCAUGGAUUCCAUGGAAACGGAAAGCAAUCAAGACGGUGAACAGCCUCAUGUUUUUAGUGAUUUUACUGAUGAUGAAAUAAGUGACUAGAUUGAUUGCUGACAUGCCUUGCCCUCUGUUGUUUUGGAGUCUUUUUUCUUCAUUGUUUUACAUCACUGAAUCUCAGGCUUAAAUAUGUUUUGGUUAUUUUGAUAUGCUAAGAUUUUACCAUUCAAAAAAUUCCUGAAUUUUUAUUCUUUCUUUUAAAUAUAUGAGGCUAGUUUCAGCCUCCUUGAGAACA